Phascolarctos cinereus (koala) is the source of this 1006-nucleotide messenger RNA. RefSeq names its product uroplakin 1A (gene UPK1A). NCBI's taxonomy places the organism in Eukaryota, Metazoa, Chordata, Mammalia, Diprotodontia, Phascolarctidae. The record is from RefSeq and is a predicted model, not a curated record. Gene Ontology annotation, cellular component: membrane.
CAAACAAGAGAGGGUCAUGGCAGCAGAGAAAGGAUCCCCAGCAGUGGUGGGCUUACUGGUCUUUGGAAACAUCAUCAUCCUGCUGUCAGGCCUGGCACUGUUUGCGGAGACUGUCUGGGUGACGGCCGAUCAGUACCGGGUCUACCCUCUGCUUGGGGUCUCUGGCAAGGAUGACGUCUUCGCGGGGGCGUGGAUCGCCAUUUUCACCGGCUUCUCCCUCUUCGUGGUUGCCAGCUUUGGAAUAGGAGCGGUGCUGUGCUAUAGCCGAGGAAUGCUUCUUACGUACCUGGUAUUAAUGCUGAUUGUCUAUGUGUUUGAAUGUGCCUCCUGCAUCACAUCAUAUACCCACAGAGACUAUAUGGUAUCCAACCCAGCACUUAUCACCAAGCAGAUGCUCACAUACUACAAUGCCCCCACGAGCCAGGGCCGGGAACUGACUCGUUUCUGGAACCGAGUCAUGAUUGAGCAACAAUGCUGUGGUACCUCAGGGCCCCUAGACUGGGUGAGCUUCACAUCAGCCUUCCGAAAGGCCAUCUCAGAGGCGGAGUUUCCUUGGCCUCCACUCUGUUGCCGUAGGGAUGCCAACUUCAACCCUCUCAGCGAGGAGGGAUGUAAGCUUGGUUACCAAGACUACCUCUUCACCAAGGGCUGCUUUGACCAUAUUGGCCAUGCCAUUGAUAGCUACACCUGGGGCAUCUCUUGGUUUGGAUUCGCAAUCCUUAUGUGGACGCUGCCUGUGAUGUUAUUGGCCAUGUACUACUAUACGAUACUCUGAGACCCUCAAGGAAGCGGUCCCCCUUCCCCAGAAGCAGUUUCUCCUCCUGCUGGGCCCACCCUUGCCCUACUGGUGGUUUUGUGGGCCCUUUGGAAAGAGCGCUCCACCCAGACCCUCAAGUAUUUGCUCUUCCUAAUUUUCUUCCCUUUCUCGCCAAAAUAACUCACCCUUCUUCCUUCUUCCUGAUACUAUUGUAUUCCUUUUCUUCCUCCAUCCCCAGACAUCCCCAGU